ACCAAUUAAAAAGUUAACUGACAUUUCUGGCAGCAGGCAACUCGGGCACGGAGUUCAUUUUCUGCUUCUUUUUGUGUGAAAUAUAUUUUUUUUCAACCAUUGGUUUCGUUUACCAAUACAGUAUCAAGUUAAUUUUUAAUUUUAACAACAUCUUUAGUUGAUAGUUUACUUAAAUAAGUUAGUGUGUUCACACGCCCUUGAAAACAGUGUUUUAAAAAAAUCUAGUGUCAGCAUAGCAACAGCACUUCGGUACAUAUAAUUCCUAUUUUGAGGGAUAUCGUUCACUGUAAGAAGAUAGGGUGCCUUUUUUGAAAUGAGAAAUGAGGAUGCAUGGCGAAAUUUUAGGAAUCAAGAAAUACACACAGUAAUUUAGCAUAUUGUAAGUAUCGAAGGUGGUGCUUUUAUUAGAGUAAGAUGAUAACACGAAGAUGGUUCCACCCAACACUAUCAGGGGUGGAAGCGGAAAGGAUACUCAUGGAAUGUGGCCACGAUGGCUACUUCUUGGCAAGACCCAGCAUGAGCAAUAAGGGUGAUUUUACUUUGUCUGUGCGGCGAGGCAAUGAAGUUACACACAUUAAAAUACAAAAUAAUGGCGAGUUUCUGGACCUUUACGGAGGCGAGAAAUUCGCCACACUUUCCGAACUUGUUCAAUACUAUAUGGACAAUCAGUGUCAAUUGCGUGAGAAAAAUGGCAAUAUCAUCCGGUUAAAAACGCCUCUCAAUUGUGCCGACCCUACUACAGAACGUUGGUACCAUGGACAGCUAACUGCGAAAGAAGCAGAGCGAGUGAUGUUAGAAAAUGGUAAAAAUGGCUCGUUCCUUGUACGAGAAUCGCAGCGGCAGCCGGGUGACUUUGUUCUCUCAGUGAGGACCCGAGAUCGUGUCACGCACGUCAUCAUCCGACGACAAGAUAAUAAGUACGAUGUAGGCGGUGGUACACAAUUUAAUGAUCUUGUCAGUUUAAUAGAACAUUAUAGAAACUUCCCUAUGGUUGAAACCACAGGCGAAGUGUUGCGACUGAUACAGCCGUUUAACGCCACUCGUAUCCAAGUCCGACAUUUCCAUACACGAGUAAAACAACUUCAAAAGGAAAACGAGGGUCCAAUCGAGAGUAUGGCUUACAAGCAAGGCUUUUGGGAAGAGUUUGAAACGUUACAAAUGAUGGAAAAUCUACAACUUUUCGACAGAAUGGAAGGAUCGAAACCAGAAAACAUACGGAAAAAUAGGUACAAAAAUAUUAUACCUUUCGAUCGCACUCGUGUUGUACUGAAGGACAUACCUCCUGACGCACCUCCUGGCUCCGACUACAUAAACGCAAAUUAUAUCCGUUGUGAGAUGAUCGACCCAGGCUCAGAUUGUCAUGAUUCUAGUAAUGGAAGUUACGAAAACGGCUCAAGUCGAGAUAAUACACCUUCUAAGAAUAAAGAAAAAUCGUCUCCAGUCCACACUAGUGUCAUAGUUUGUGAAGAAAAAUUAGCUAACGUGAAAGUUCAAGGCAAUGGUACUAAAUUAACCCCACCUUUCGAGCCUUGUGUCCUUCGAACAAAUCCGAAUUAUGUUAAUACCACAAUUCCAAAAUCGACAGAAGAAACUGAGAAUGGUAUUGUGGAUCACGUCUACAACAAGUUAUACAUCGCCACUCAAGGUUGUUUAUCGACUACUAUUUAUCCAUUUUGGUCUAUGAUAUGGCAGGAGGACGUUCGUAUAAUUAUAAUGACUACGAAAGAAAUCGAGCGUGGUAAAGUUAAAUGCGAGCGGUACUGGCCAGAAUUAAAUAAAACUGAAGUCUUUAAAAAGUUUACAGUACACAAUGAAUUUGAAUCGUCUACCCCGGAUUAUACGUUGAGACGCUUUGUUGUUACGAAAAAGGACGAGUGCAGCGUCAAAAGAACUAUUUAUCAUUUUCAUUUCACUGCGUGGCCGGAUCACGGCGUACCGUCGGAACCAGGCAGGGUCCUGAACAUAUUGUUAGAUGUAAAUUAUAGGCUACAACAGAUUAUGACCGGGCCGGAUCCUCCCGCACAGGCGGUCGUAUGCGUCCAUUGCUCAGCCGGUAUUGGAAGAACCGGGACGUUUAUAGUUAUCGAUAUGAUCUUAGAUCAAAUAAGAAAAGAAGGUUUCGAUUGUGAAAUCGACAUCCAUCGUACCGUUCAGAUGGUGCGCGACCAGCGAUCUGGUAUGGUGCAAAAUGAGGCGCAAUAUAAGUUUAUUUACAUGGCCGUGUUAGAGUUUAUAGAAACUGAGAAGCAGAGAAUUGGUCUUGGUCCCGAAUCUAGCCAAGACUCUCCCCGAGUGUGGUCGCAUUCCGUUCCUUUUUUAUGAAGCGCGCUAAAAGCGCGAAGAAAUUCUUGACAAAGGCUUUAUCUCGUGGAAAAUUAUAGCAGGUCGAAGAUUCAUGUUCUCUUAUCCAAUAUUGUAUUUCACGUGCUUAAACGAUUUAUUAAAAAUGUUUAACAUUUUAUGAAAUAUUUUUCAUAGUGCAUGAAUAAGUUGAGCUAUAAAAGUGGUGUCUAUUUUUUUGAUAUAGCGAGAACAAGAUGGAGAAUAUAUAGGAAUAUAAAUACCUUUAAAGGUUAUUUUUAAAUUAGUACUCCUUCGCUAUGAUUGUUGCUUGUAUAAGAAAGGUAGUCUUUUUAGAAAAACAAAAUCACAGUAUCGUCGAAAAACUUGGGCUUGCACUAUAAAAAUGUUGAUGGAUUAAAAUGGCCAUGAUUAACAAUGAUAUUAAUGUAUCUUGUACCACAAAUCUUCAGCUAGAUAAAAUAUCUUUGGUUCUGUGCCCAAAUUUAAGUCGAGUCCACACAACCCCGUUUUGCGGCCAAUAAUAAUCAACCAAAAGUUGCUACCAGUGAUUACCAGGAACUACCACUGCACUGCGAAAAUUGCGGUUGCAACAAUGAAGUCCCUACAGUUCCCGUUCAAUGUAACGAUUAUGGCCUACAAAGUACCUUAUAAAGGAUUAUUUGAAUGCCUUGUUCAUUUUAAUGCCCUACGUAAACAAUUUAACUUAAUUAUUUAUUUAGUAUAUGGAGAAAUACAAAUCAGGGUGUCUAGACAAGUAUCGAUCACUCCUGAACGAAUCCAUCUGUAAAUCAUUGUGGAUUAAAUUUUGCACGCUUCAUAAAAGAUAUUUCGGAAGCUAAUCUCAAUCUCAUAAAUUCUUUUAACGAUACGGAACGAUCACGAACGUCGAAAGACAUUUAUCUAGAUUCCUUGUUUUGUAUUACAGAUCUUUUUUCAAAGAACUAAAACGAAACCGUGUACCUAUUUAAGUCAUAAACCAUAUCAAUUAAUUUCAAUGAAUUUUAUGUAAUACAUUUUAUGCAUUUAGAAAUGUAUAAUUAAAAUUUUAUGUAAACUUGAACAAAAAAAUGUUUAUUGGAAUGCUAUUGCAUGAUUGACUUCGAUUAGGUUUAGAACGUCUAUGAGUCAAUCAAGCUACAUGGUCACCCAAAAUAUUAAUGAAUUAAGGCUUGCCAGAUAGCAAGUUUCACUCAUAGUCUAACCAAACUGAAUGGUCACUUUAAGGAGCGUGAUGUUGAUCUGCUAAUUGCAAUGCACUUAGAGAUGUUGUAUGGAGAUAAAAUACGAUGUGUUACUUUACAUACAAAAAUAUUAUUUAUACAAUAUUUUAAAGAAUGAAAUUAAGGAAUUAAUUUUAACAAUGCAGAUGAAAUUUAAGGAAUUUAAGUAUAUUAAUAUUAAUCCGUUAUAAAAGAGUAAGGUGAAAUCUAAUUUUACGCACAAUAAAACAUGUAAUUAGCAUUGUGUAUAAUAUUUUGUAUAUUUAGUUGAGUUUAUUUUAGUUGCCGGCCUGAUUGUAUUAUAAUGAUCUUAGGUUUUAAUUUCUUUGGUACUACGAUCGUUCCGAUUGACGUCAUAAGAUGGCGACUUGGGUAGUGACGUCAUGAGCACUUGUAAGUUUGAUUUAUAGUUACAAGGGAAUGUGCAAGACUUUUCUCUUGCGUGAUUUCAUUAAACUCCUUAUCCAUAUCCGGACAGCAUGCAUAGCGUGCAAACAAUAUAAUCUCUCCUCCUGUGGUUAUUGUAAAAUUUCUUAACGUCCACGUUAAUAAAGGAAAUUAAUAAAUAUGUAUAUGUAAAAUGAGUGUAAAUGCUUGAAAAUAUAUAUUGUGACAGGACACGGCACAUAAUUCCUUGUAUGUUCUACUAAAUGUUACUUUUAUGUGAAUGGAAGUUACACUCAAAAGGACAAACUGGAGUGUAAACUAAAUUUAUUAAUUAAAUACAGCCUUUGGUAAAAUAUUAUGCCUUAAUUGGGUAAAUAUUUCCAAUAAUAACAAUUUCAUUACUGGUAUCGCGUAUUAUCACCAUGUGGUUUAAAACCAUUUAUGUUUUCAGCCGUGCCCUGUCGUGACACGUUUUGUAUGAAGCUUAAGAGGAAACUAAUAAUAAAUAAUUGUUGUUAAUUAAAAACUAUUAUGUUAGUUGUAAACGGCGACCUGAAUAAUUUAUCACACUGUUGCUUUAAUAUUGCACUACACGAAAGUCAGGAGUUGACUUUAACGUGAUCUCGAAUUGGAGUUUGAUUUGAAAAGAAUGUUAUUUUUUAUAUAAUUGGACAACCGUAUUCAUAUAGGUAAACGUUUUCAUAUAGGUAACACUAAAUUUCGUCAAGUUUACGUAACGCUUACCAUAAAAUCAAAAUGGAGACGUUUUUUAUGCACUCAGCUUAUUGUUAUUUUUUUUAGUAAUAAAUUGUACAAAACAUUUUGUGCCUUAAUUUCUAUAAAUUCAAAAGGCAAUAAAUUGUAUAGUUAUUUUAAGUAAAAUCGUAUGCCCAUUAAUUCUAACGAGCUUGUUUAUAAAAGUAAUAAAUAGGUGCAUUAGUCUUUUUUGUCAGUAAUGCAUGGUAAGCGUUGCAUAAACAAAUGUAAUUUAUUAUGUACCUUUAUACAUGGCCUUCGUAUGGCAAGAGAAAGGGUUUUCAAACACAGGUUGCAAGCAUAUAACACAGCUCUAGUAUAGUACUAUCCCAAACAUUAAAAUACAAAAUAUACGUCAUGAAUAUAAUUUUAAAUGUGAAGUGAGUUUGUGAUUGGCUCUUUAAAAGAUUGCUAUAUGUACUAGAGCUAAUUAGACUUAAGUACCUACUUGUAGCAGUGAUACAGACGUUGUAUUAAGAUUAAAAAUGUAAUUAAGUCCUAGUUAGAUGUGAAAUCGACUUACGAAUUGAAUAAAUGUACCUAGGUGUCUUCUCAUACGCUCCCCUAAAACUGUGCAAUCUUUUUUAUAAACUCUGAAGGAAUACCUAGUUAGUGUUUUUAUUACUGAACGUUAAAUCAAUCGAUAAUUUUAGGAAAUAGGUUUUUCAUUUUCCACAGAAUGGUAAUUGUGCAAGAAAAAUGUGUGGAGACUGUUUGUAUUAAAUUGACUGAUGGAUUUUUAAAGAUAAUUUCAUGUAUUAUUCAAUAGUAGUAUGUAUGUACUGUAGUUGUACUAUCGAACUCACAAGGAAUCAAACGAGAUAUUCUUACAAAAAUGUUCUACAAGUCAUCUGUACCCUUAGUACGAGUUUGCUUUACGUUGAACGAAUACGAAACGAAAGCGCGUUCGGCGCUCUGAUUGGCUGGCGCGAAUGAACCAACCAAUCAGAGCGCCGGAUGCGCUCUCGUUAAACGUAAAACAAACUCGUACUAAGCCCUCUGUAAAUAAAUUUAUAUCCAACCAGUCUCCAUAACUUAAAGUAGUAAUUUAAAUUAAUUGUAUUUUUAAAACUUAUAUUCUUGUCAAAACUUGUAAUCGGAGGUGCUUUUUAUGUGAAGUAUAGUUGAUGGUAAUGACAUGGUGCGUUAUUUUUAUGUUUUUUUUUUGUUUGUACGCGUAGAUUACGUAGUACAUUUUGUAUAUGUAGGCAAAUUCAGGCAGUGAUAAUUUUAUUUUAUUUCUAUAAAUAUUAAAUAGUAUUCGGUGUAAUAAUUAAAUGUAGGGAUUAGUGUGUGUAUCUAGUAUAAAAGUUACUCUGUAAGACACUUUAUUUAUAUACAACGAUUAUACCGUUAACGCACACUACAAUUGAUGUAUUUGUAUAUAAUUUUGUUUUGUUUUUGCCUUUAAAUGGCGCGAAUCGGUACUACUAAUUUAUUUUCUGCGAAAAUGUCUAUUAUGUAUAAGAAAUAAGGAUUUAUCUAUCCUAUCCCGAAGAGCAAUAGAAUUGUUAAUAACAAAGUUAAGCUGGGUUACUUAUUAAGUUUACAUUUUUGGAAAUUCUGUAAAAAAGAUAAUGUUUCUUCAAGAAAGUAUUUAUAAAAAAUUAAGGCCAAUUUAAAGUUUAAACAUAUGCGAUUUUUGUUUAACCAGCAUAAAGGAUAUACGUAGUGUAAAUUGUUUGGUUUUUAGUUCACAAUAAGCCAAAUAAUUAUGUAUUUUGGUGUAAUUUCGUACCUUACAGAUUACUAAAAGCAACACAAUGAUUGACUACAUUGAGCAGUCCUUGGUAACAAAUUGGCUACCGCACAAAACAUGAAAAAUAUUAAAAUAAAAAAUAAAUUGUUAAUAAUUAAAAAUUAAUAACGUCUUAUAUCGGUGUUUUAGUGUACCUAGUACACGAAUUAUAAUAUUUUAUUCACACCCUAAUAAGGGUAUAACAAAUAUCUAAAUACUUAGAAAAAUUGUCACUGCUUGAAUUAUUCAGAGCUAUUAUAUGUUGUUGGCAUUUUAUUUAAACUAUUAUUCCAAUUUGUAAAACUGAGCUAAAGUAAUCGUAUGAUGGUAGAGGAAAAAGUUUUAUCGUCCGAUAAAAAUAUAUGUUGUGUUUUAUUGUAUAUUAUCAAUAAAAUGUGAUACCGAC
Messenger RNA from Spodoptera frugiperda (fall armyworm), 6811 nucleotides. It is a transcript of the gene csw, whose product is annotated as tyrosine-protein phosphatase non-receptor type 11. The transcript is spliced from 2 exons. Gene Ontology annotation, molecular function: protein tyrosine phosphatase activity. NCBI's taxonomy places the organism in Eukaryota, Metazoa, Arthropoda, Insecta, Lepidoptera, Noctuidae. The record is from RefSeq and is a predicted model, not a curated record. Gene Ontology annotation, biological process: protein dephosphorylation. The coding region runs from base 415 to 2322 and encodes 635 amino acids.